GGCGGGUGACGGGGUGUUGAACAUGUGCGUCCCUCCUCUUUCUAACGGCGGGGCUCACGUUAUGUGUAAAGUGGAUUUCUGCUCUCAGCCGUGGGUUUAGUCGUGCCGAGAGCGGUUCAGGCACACAGCUGUUUCAAGGAGGUAGGAGCCGUCGGGAGAACUUGGAUCGCGACCCCCAGGGACCUAAAAAGUCAAAGCGCUGCAGACACGCACCACUGGAUGAGCACGGUUCAAGUUGUGUUGGUGUUUUUUUAAAAGAUUGGCUCGAGAUGUUUCUUCAGCUGCUGUGUUUGGUGUGCCUUUGUGCUGGAUUCACCCAACAAGCGCCAGCACAUGACAUCAAGAAGAUGGAAGGAAAGAACUCCGCUGUGUCGGGGUCUCUGUCCGGCCAGGUGGUCCUGCCCUGCCACUUCUCCACCCCCGUCUCCGACUCCCCCGCGCUGUCCCCCUCCGAGGCCUCCCCCACCCCGCACCCAGAGGAGCUGAGGGUCAAGUGGACCCGUCUGGACGGGCAGGGGGACCAGGUGGUGCUGGUGUCCCAGGGCGGGGUGAUGAAGGUGGGCCAGGACUUCAAGGGCAGGGUGUCGGUGCCCGGCCCGUCGUCGGGGGCCCCGGGCGACGCCUCCCUGACGGUGCUGGGCCUGAGGGCCAGCGACGCCGGCCUCUACCUCUGCAAGGUCAUGCACGGGAUGGACGACUCUCAGGACUCGGUCUCGCUGAGCGUCAGUGGUGUGGUCUUCCACUACCGGGCCAGUGUCAGCCGCUACACCCUGAACUACCCCGCGGCUGUACAGGCCUGCCUGACGGCGGGAGGCAGCAUCGCCACCCCUGGACAGCUCAAUGCCGCGUUCGAGGACGGGUUUGACCAGUGUGACGCCGGUUGGUUGGCUGACCAGAGUGUCAGGUACCCAAUCACGAAGCCCCGUCCAGGUUGCCAUGGAGACAGGAAGAACCAGCCGGGAGUGAAAACGUACGGCUUGCGUCCUUCUGACGAGACGUACGAUGUUUACUGCUACGUUGAAGAACUCAACGGGGAGGUCUUCCACCCGCCCAUCUCCUCCAAGCUGUCCCUGGAGGAGGCCCGGCGGGAGUGUCUGACCCGGGACUCGGUGCUGGCCUCUCCGGGCCAGCUGUACGCCGCCUGGAGGGCAGGCUACGGCCGCUGCGACUACGGCUGGCUGUCGGACGGCAGCGUCCGCUACCCCGUCUCCGUGCCAAGGCCUCAGUGCGGCGGGGGGCUUCUGGGGGUCCGGACGUUGUACCGGUUCCAGAACCAGACCGGCUUCCCAAGUCCCGCCACCAAAUAUGGAGUGUAUUGCUUUAAAGCCAGGCUACCAGACCCUGCCACCGCCGCCCCUGCAGUGGCUGCCAACGUCAACGUUUACACGCCAGCGGCGUUCGUCCCCAGCACCGCCGCCACCGCCGCCACCGUCAAGCCCACCCCGGACUCGGACGCGGCGCACGCCACAACCGAGCAACCCGGGUCGCUAGCCACCUCGCCGACGCCACAGGCGGCCUCGGACACGGCCGGGACGCCGCGCGGAGUCACGCCACGCGUCGCCGUCCGCGCACCAACGACUGCGGGCGCCCACGUCCCCGAUGACCCCGCCGUGCGCCCGACCCCGGCCGACACCGACGCACCGUGGUCGACGGAGCGGCCCGGCUCCAGGGCUCCCUCCACCCCCAGCCCGGCCCCGGGCGGCUCCACCCCCGCCCCCGGCACCACCCCUUUCCCGGAGUACGACUCCGGGGACGCGGACAUCGACGCCCGUCACGACCGGGUGGAGUCGGUCCCGGGUCGAAGGGACUCCCAUGGUCCCAUGGUACUCCCGCCGCUGCCCACCCCUCCGACCACCUCGCUGACCCAGCCCCCGCUCCUGGACACCCACCAGGGAGGGGCGGAGCAGGCAGAGGGGGACCAGGCAGAGGGGGACCAGGCAGAGAGCGGCAGCAGCAGCAGUGGAGAGGGGAGCACCAGCGGGGACGCGUCCGGAGGUGCUGAGGAUCCCAUGCCGGUCAUCCCGUCGCAGGCAUGGAGCCAAGCUGCCUCCACCCCCACCCCCACCACCUCCACCAGCAGCAGCAGCACGAGCACGAGUCCUUCUUCUUCUUCCUCUUCUUCUUCUUCUUCUUCUUCUUCUUUUUCUUCAUCCCAGCCAGGGGUGACCCGCGGCCCGUCUGAGGCUGACGUUACCAUGCCGACGGUAGCCGGGGUGACCCCGGAGCCGGGCGUGGGGCAGGAGCAGCGUCCCUGGACCGCCGUGGUGUACAAGGAGACGGAAAAGGAGGCGGAGGAGGCCGGGUCUUCCGACGCUGGCUCCUCCCACUCUUCGUCGGGCCUGGAGGGGGUGACCCAGCCGUACGACCUCAGCCGAGCGCUGGCCGUCCCCGAAGACGCGUCGUCCAAAGCGCCCUACCACCUCAUCAUCGUGAACGUGCACGACCACAAUCAAUCGGUCAGCCAUAUCCUGGACAUACUGAACAAGCCGCUGGGGAUAGGCGAGGACGGGAAGAUCAGCUUCCCCCAGCUCACGGACAUGUCCCUGGGGCUCGGCACUGACUUCCUGCUGGGUCCAGGGGACGCGGACGACGUGGACCCGGCCGCCACCGCCACCUUGCCGCCGACGCUCACCUUCAUCAACGGGAAACAAGAGGUUCACCUGGAGACAAGCCUACCGCAGGAGGCCCGCGGAGACCAGUUCGAGGCGGCCACGCCCGAAUACUUCCACCGAGAGGACAAUGAGGUGAAGGAGGAGGUAGAGGAGGUCGGCCCUCACUUCGACUACGCGUCCAUCCUGAUCCCCUCGGAGGAAGCGCCAGUAGAGCGCCCAGACGAGACGCCCGGAGACAUCACCUCCUCUCCUUCGGUCGCAGAAACGGCGGUGGUGGAGGUGUCGGACGGAUCUGGGGAGGCCGCCACCCCCUCCUCCGACCGCGCGUACCCCGUCACCCCGCGGACUGCCUCGGUCGACCUCCGGUCUUCCACGGCGACAGCCCGCUCCGCCACCGCCACCGCCAACGCCACCGCCACCGCAACCGCUACCGCCACCGCCACCGCCACCGCCACCGCCACCGCCACCGCCACCGCCACCGCCACCCCCGAAUCGUCCGCCGCCGCCACCCGCCCGUCUCCCACGGCGCCGCUCCCGUCCUCGGCUGUCCCGUCCGGGCAGGUCACCGCGGGCGCUCGCCCCUACGAGGAGACGGAGGGCUCGGCAUUCCUCCCCGCCUCCACCCUGGAAGGGGACGUGUUCCCCGACGGGGGGUCCGCCGAUGGGGCCCUGCUGCUCCCGGCCACGACCACCACCACCGCCGCCGCCGCCAGCACCACCACCGCCGCCGCCAGCACCACCACCGCCGCCGCCAGCACCACCACCGCCGCCGCCAGCACCACCACCGCCGCCGCCAGCACCACCACCACCGGCACCACCAUAGGCACCACCAUAGGCACCACCAUAGGCACCACCGCCGGCACCACCACCAGCACCACCAUCGGCACCACCAUAGGCACCACCGCCGGCACCACCAUAGGCACCACCGCCGGCACCACCAUCGGCACCACGGGUCCCCCCAGCGCCCGAGAAGGUCAGCCCCGCGUCGACGUGACGGACGAGACGGAAUUAGAAAGUGGAGGAGGCCCAGAUCGGCCCACGUACACCCCGUCCUAUGCGGGGCAAAGCUCAACAGCCCUGCCCUCCGGGGAGACCCCCGCCGAGAACCGGGGGGAGAGGGAGGACUUUGAGGGCUCGGCGUCGGCCGAUGGAGACGGCUCCGGGGAGGACGAGUCGGUCAAAGACACCACCACCACGGUGAAGCCCCCUCCCUACACCAUCCUCCCCCUGGUCCCGGUGGCCGUCACGGGGCAGGAGGUGGGCUCGGAGCCCGGCUCCGGUUUGGACCAGUUCUCCGGAGACGAGGAGACCUCCGGGGAUCAGGAGGGCGGCUCCGGCGACCUCACGCCUCACGGGCACGUCGCCUACACUGUCCUGCCCACGGCCGCCAUCCCCACCGGCACCGUCGCCGCCGGAGACCGCCGGAGCGCCGGAGCGUCGACGUCGUCGUCAUUGACGACGACGUCCGGCGUGGGCGCCGAGGAGCAGACAACGACAACACAGCGCGUUGUGAUGGCGCCGGUACAAACAACACAGGCUAGCACGACCGCGGCAGCACAGAGCACACAGAGAAGCACAACCCAGGCAGACACGACCACGCGAUCGAGUCGAAGCCGAGCAGACACGACCACGCGAUCGAGUCAAAGCCGAGCAAACACAACGACACAAUCGAGUCAAAGGCGAGCAGACACAACCACACAAUCGAGUCAAAGCCGAGCAGACACGACCACACAAUCGAGUCAAAGCCGAGCAGACACAACGACACAAUCGAGUCAAAGCCGAGCGGACACAACGACACAAUCGAGUCAAAGCCGAGCGGACACAACGACACAAUCGAGUCAAAGCCGAGCGGACACAACGACACAAUCGAGUCAAAGCCGAGCGGACACAACGACACAAUCGAGUCAAAGCCGAGCGGACACAACGACACAAUCGAGUCAAAGCCGAGCGGACACAACGACACAAUCGAGUCAAAGGCGAGCAGACACAACCACACAAUCGAGUCCGAAUCAGAUGGAGCAAACAACACAGGACAGCGUGAGUCAGGUACGCAAAACGACGCAAUCUGUGUCAAACCUGGCAGCCGAAACCACGAAGGACGCUAUAAGAGUCGACCAAAUCAAACAAGUCAGUCCAACCCGCGAGGUUCAAACCACGCAGGGGCGCCACACGGACCCCUCUCCGACGGCCCCCCACGAUCACACCCCCCGUCCCGGGGAGCCCACAUCCACCUCUUCGUCCCCUACCCGAGAGGUUCAAACCACGCAGGGGCGCCACACGGACCCCUCUCCGACGGCCCCCCACGAUCACACCCCCCGUUCCGGGGAGCCCACAUCCACCUCUUCGUCCCCUACCCGGUCCACAACCCCAGUCACAGGCCAGAUCAAACUUUCUGAAGAAGACCACCCUGCGCUUUCCACCACCCCUCCUCCCCCACCUGCCCCCACUCCCUCUGACCACCACACCCGUUCCACCACUCAGCGGGCGGCGACCUCUGACCCCUCCUCCCGCACCGCCUGCACCAGCACCACCACCUCCCUCCCAACCACGGCUCUACCUGACGACGAGUUUGUGGACUACGACAGUAGGAACGAGAGUGUGGUCCUGGUGGAGGCCAGACCCGGGGUGUCGACGGAGGAAGGGGAACGGAACGGCACCGAGGGGUCCGUGGUCGUCAUCCGAGGUGAAUCGGUCCUGGACCGGGACGUGGAUGUCCAAGGUCUCUCGCCCUGUGUGGUGAACGGGUGUCAGAACGGAGCGUCCUGCUUCAUGAAGGAGACGACCCCCAUCUGUCUGUGUGCACCGGGCUACACCGGACAAUACUGCCACAUCGAUGUUGAUGAGUGCCAGUCCAACCCCUGUCUGAACGGAGCCACCUGUGUGGACGGCCUGCACACCUUCACCUGUCUCUGUCUGCCCAGCUACUCAGGAGAGCUCUGUGAACAUGACACGCAGACGUGCGGCUACGGCUGGACCAAGUUCCAGUCCCACUGCUACAAGUACUUCACCCACCGCCGCACCUGGGACGCGGCCGAGAGGGAGUGCCGCAUGCACGGGGCCCACCUGGUCAGCGUGCUGUCCCAGGAGGAGCAGAACCACAUCAACCAUCUGGGUCAUGACUAUCAGUGGAUCGGUCUCAACGACCGGAUGUACGAGAGAGACUUCAGAUGGACCGACGGCAGCACCAUGCAAUACGAGCACUGGAGGCCGAACCAGCCGGACUCCUUCUUCCAGUUGGGGGAGGACUGUGUGGUGAUGAUCUGGCACGAGGACGGCCAGUGGAACGACGUGCCCUGUAACUACCACCUCACCUUCACCUGCAAGAAGGGCACAGUCUGCUGCAGCCACCCCCCGGUGGUGCCUGACGCCCGGGUGUUCGGGACCCUGAAGGAGCGCUAUGAGAUCAACUCCCUGGUGCGCUACCACUGCAAGCAGGGCUUCAUCCAGCGCCAAGCCCCCACCAUCCGCUGCCGGCCUGACGGCCAGUGGGAGACGCCCAAGGUCACCUGCAUGAGUGCUGCAAACUACCAAAAGACGUUUGCCAAGAAGCAUCGCGGCAACCUGGACAACCACUAUCAGAGCUGGCAUCACAACCAGCACCUGGGCCUCAGCAGCCAUCCCAACUACAACAGUCCCCAGCGGUCACAACCCCAGAACCAGAACUCUAAGAAGACCUUCUCCGGUCUGCAGCGGCGCUACCACCAGCUGCAGAGAGAGAAGAGACAUCCGGGCAGCCAAUCACAGGAGGAGGGCGAGAUGAGGCGUUGAGCUGUAUCCAGGGGUUGGUAUCCAUGGCGAUCUCCAUAGCAAUCAAUGUCGCGAUCACCUUAGCCAUCGCCUUAGCGAUCACCUUAGCGAUCACAGUAGUGAUCACCAUAGCGAUUACCCUAGCUGGCAUGGUUACCAAUGCCAUCCCCAUAGCGAACGCCAUUGCAAUAUCAGGGGCCUGGCUCAGUUCAGAGACACAGAUAAGACAGCUGUGAUGAACUGACCUGCCCAUCAAUGACUCUCAAUCGAUGAAUAUAGGACUAAAGGAGAUGAGUUUAACCAAAUGUGCCACGUUUCGUGUCAGAUCUGUAAUACAGAUCAGUUGACCAUCAUUGGUCAGUCAACCAUCACCCAGACAUGGUGGUGUCUUGGUGAUGGUCGACUGACUUUACAAAAACAUUAUACUGUUGUAAGAAAUAUAGCAAAACUUUAAAAUUGAUGUUUUUUUCAAAGAGUUCUAUUCCAUGGUGCAUACUAAAUCUUUUUUUUAAUCGUUUUUUUCAGCGCAAAAAUUCAUAAACGUGUUAUUGUCAAGGCGAAAUGUGGCAUGUUUAGUUUGCGGCGGGUGAACAAGAGUGAUUUAGAGGAUAGAGUGAAUGUGGGAUGGCACCAUAACAUCAAUGCUGUUUUACCUAAAUUCAUGGACCGCCAACAUAAAACAACAUGAAAAUUCACCCUUAAAUCUGAGCCUUCAGAAUGAUGUAUUUUUUAGGAUAAAUGAAAGGGCUAGUUUUAGGAACAUAUACUUAGUCGUUACUUUCCCACUGGAUUUCUCUGUCUCUAGUCCAUCUGGAAGAUGAUCCAGGUGAAUAUGAACAUGGUAUUUUCACCUUGUGCCUUCUUUAAAAUGAUUUGUACAUUUUUGGUUUACUUUUUUACUUAAAAGUAAAAAAAGACUUUAAGUAUAUAAAGGGCAGGCAUUCAUAGUUAAUAUUGCCUCAACUUGUUUAAAUUAGUUUUUUUGCAAAACUGGACAUUUCCAGGUCAUUGGAGAUGUGUUUUUGGGAUUCAUAAAUAUAGCACAACUAAAAAGGGAAAGUAAAUUGUGAAUAUGUUUUUUGUACUAAGAUUGAUCGUGUCAUUAUUAAUAAUAGGAUAAAGAAUAGAUAUAUGACACAAGAUAAAUCUAAUUUAUUGUUUGAGAAGAUGAAAAAACUGUGAUUCAUACAAAAAAUUAUUUCAUUUGCUCUGAAGUAAGAAAACAGUGGCGCCAAUGCUGUUUACAGAUAUGAUCAAUGUUCAAACCAAGAAAUAACAUUUAUAUCAUGAAAUCCACGUCUUGUGACAAUACUACAAUAUCCUGUCUGUGUGUAUCGUCACACAUCAUCUUUGUUCCUUUGGGGCCCGAGAGCAAGAUGGCAUCUAUCACUAAAUCUUUCCAACAUCUGCCGUGACCCCAAAUGCUCUUUGGGAGAAGCUCAAAGCAAAAGGGUCUGCUUUUAAUUGAACCUUGUUGAGAGACAUGCUGUGGACUGAAAGAAGAGGACUAUGACAGAUCUGGAAUCUGUUGUCCCGGGACCAGAACUGUUAACCAUUCAGGGACCGGUGUGGAGAUCUUUCCCUAGACUAGAAAACCAUAUCUGCCCGUCCAGAAGACCGUCGCUGUUUCUUCUGUGUUGUUCUAUCACACAUUUUUAACUGUUGGUUGUCUUGUCUUAUUGAUGUGCUAUCAAUGAUUUUAUAUAUAUAAAUAUUCAGUGUUUUGAAAUAGCGUUUUUUAUUGAAAAUGUUUUUGGAGUAUUCCCUAUCUUGAAGGGGAUGUUAACGGUGUUUCUGAGAGCUUAUUUAUACCUAUUCUUUGUUCUAUUCUCUGUUGAAGUUUCUGUUUGCUGUACCGUCUGUGAUCAUGCCCUAAUCAUGUGUGCAAUAAAAAGGAAAAAAACA
Messenger RNA from Gadus morhua (Atlantic cod), 8264 nucleotides. It is a transcript of the gene vcanb, whose product is annotated as versican b. Gene Ontology annotation, biological process: central nervous system development; cell adhesion; positive regulation of neuroblast proliferation. Gene Ontology annotation, molecular function: hyaluronic acid binding; calcium ion binding. The coding region runs from base 270 to 6380 and encodes 2036 amino acids. Gene Ontology annotation, cellular component: perineuronal net; synapse. Lineage: Eukaryota; Metazoa; Chordata; Actinopteri; Gadiformes; Gadidae. The transcript has 17 exons. The record is from RefSeq and is a predicted model, not a curated record.